Molecule: messenger RNA, 1030 nt
Organism: Oryctolagus cuniculus (rabbit)
Lineage: Eukaryota; Metazoa; Chordata; Mammalia; Lagomorpha; Leporidae
Source: RefSeq, a predicted model, not a curated record
AUGUGUGGAAGAAGAGUUUUCCAGGCAAAGGCAACAACCAGAGCAAAAGUUCUGGAUAGGAGAGUCCUUGACAUAAUCAAGGAAGAGCAAAGAGACUGUGGUGCCUGUGGGGUGAGUAAGGGGUGUUUUUCCUCUGGAACUACUGGAAGAUUUUGGAGAGCUGAGGUUCGGCAUCUUUUCCACGACUUCCCAAAGUCCCUUGCGAAGGGACCGCUCGAGGGCCGCCACCGCCGAGGUAGGAGGGGCGCCGCGGGCCGGCAUCCCGGAGGGCGGCCCGCAGGUGGCGGCGCGGGGCGGCGGGCGGGGCCGGGGAAUGGGAGGGCUCGGCGCGCGUCCGGCGGUGACGGCAGCGCGGAGGGGAGGUGCGAAGCGCCCGCCCGCGGGAGCCAUGGCGAGAGGCCGCGCCGCGGCGCCCGCUUCAGUCCCCGCGUUUGCAGCAGCGCCCUCGCCCGCCGCCCCGGGGCCCACCCGGCCGCCGCCCCCGCGCGCCCCGGGCCCGUGACGCUCGCGCGCUGCCAGCAAGGCGCCCCCCGGAGAGGGGCUGAGCGCAGGAGGGUGGCGCGGGGGCAGCCCGAGCGCAUCCCUACCGUUCCUAAGCGAGCACUCCGACCACCCCCUCCCCGUCCCGGCACCUCGGACCCCGAGCCCCUGGCGCGCCAGGGCGGCGGGCGGGCGGGCAGCAGGAGCCCGCGGCGAAGCCGAGCGCCCCGCCGCGUGUGCCCAGUGCCGCCCGGCAGGCUGCUGCUGCGGAGGGAACCGGAGCCGCCGGGCGGCCGGGGCCGAGCUGACGACGACGAGGAGGAGGCGGCCGCCAGAACCGAGCGCCGGAAGCCCCCGGGACCGCGCCUGCUGCGGGGCCGCGCUCGGUGCGCCUCUUGCGGGUUCCCCGUGAGCAGUCCCUGCUGGUGCACCAGACCUCCCGGGGCCCAUCUGCCCGACUGCCCCAGACUCCGGCAGCGGGGCCCCUGAUGGCAGUGGGCACCUCCCCGUGAAACCUGCCAAGCUGGACGCCACAGCUCCGCGCGACGAC